Molecule: messenger RNA, 2811 nt
Organism: Pocillopora verrucosa
Lineage: Eukaryota; Metazoa; Cnidaria; Anthozoa; Scleractinia; Pocilloporidae
Source: RefSeq, a predicted model, not a curated record
AUCAUACUUGCGUAUUUCCUUCUAAGUCACGAUUGACUAGAGACGCACUCGCUCCGUUCAACUGUAUAGCAAAUAUUGGUCAUAGAUUUGGGUAGUGUCCAGUCUUCUUAAUCGAACCACUAGCAGAGAACGAGUGCCUAUAUAAAUGCAUUCUCUGAGAAGCAGGAAUUUAUUUUGGCAUUAAGGAUGAAGGGAUUGAAGUUAUUUUUGAUUCUCCUAUUAUGGCGUCACUGUAAAAUCAUCCAUGCGUGUGAAGGGCCAUGCUUGUACUAUAGUGUUGGGAAUACCAUAAAUAGUAUCAACCUGUCCGCUGGGAAAACCGCUUCUAGUGUUGUAGCGCAAGAUAUUGGACGGGUCUUUGCCAUUGCAGUGGACGUAGAGGACAAUUAUAUCUAUUGGAGUGAUUUUGGGCGUGGCACCAUCAAAAGAAUGGAUCUCCAGACGAACAUAAAAGAAAAUGUGACGAAAGGCGUCGGUAGAGUGGAAGGAAUAGCCAUAGACUGGAUUAGCAAAGACAUAUUUUGGACGGACACAACAAACAACCGAAUAGAAAUGGCGAAGGUUGAUGGAAGUGACAGAAAAAUACUGUUUGACCGAGACAUUGACGAACCUCGAGGUAUAGCUGUUGAUUCGAUCAAUGGGUACAUUUUCUGGACAGAUUGGGGUUCAAGUCCUAAAAUUGAGAGAGCCACCUUAGACGGGAAGGAAAGGGUCACCAUUGUGGAAACGAGUUCCAGUUUCCCCUUGCAGUGGGUAAAUGGCGUAAUAGUAGACUACGCUGAUUCAAAGAGCGCAAUUUAUUGGGUCGACGCUGGUCUGGGCACCGGUGUGGUCGGCAGAGCUGAUCUGGACGGACGCAAUCGAAAACUAUCAAAAGAGAUAACUAACAGUCUUCCGGUCGCUAUAGCACUUCACAACGGAACUGUGUACUUGUCUGAUAACAGAGCAAAAAAAAUUCGGCUGGUGGACAAAACAAGCCUAGAAUAUCUUGGAAAUCUCGACUUGUCUUUCCCUGAAAUACACGGAAUUACUGUAUUAGACAGAUCAAGGCAACCUCUGAAUCUGGUGGCUGUCAGUAUUACAUUGGAAAUGAAAAUGGAAGAGUGGGAGGAAGAGAAAUUUAAACAAGCAGUCGUGAAAGGGAUAAGAGACUACUGUUAUGAGGAUAAAUGCAGUUACAAAUCAAGAAACACAACCAUUGCAGAGCAGUUAUGCAGCAUCUUUCCAAAUGGGUCCAGAGCCAGUUCAGUUCAGAUCAGAGUUCUAAAGCAACCCGGAGGGUCUUCAGUUCUGAAUAAUACUGAAGUGGUUUUUUCACUUAUUCUUCAAACCCAAUCCAAUUCAUCCCGUAUGGUAAUUAAAAACAGCACUUUGGAUUAUAUUGUACAAAAGAGUGUCUACUAUAUCAGCAAACAUUUAGGUGGUUACAAGGUUAUAUAUGUAAAUUGUAAUCCUCCAUCGUUCGAAAAAUUUUGUAAUUAUACGGAACCUCCUAGGGAUAUCAAUGAAAAGGUUACGGUAACAGCAGGAACAAUCGCAAGUGGAAUCUUUAAUGAAAUUGUUAUCGUUAUCGUCAUCGUUAUCGUCAUCGUUAUUGUCAUCGUUAUCGUCAUCGUUAUCGUAAGGCGCAGAAGGCGGGAAAAUGAAGCAAGAGUCCAUGGGAGGCAAAAUUCGGGAUUCAAUGGGGACCCAGAGCGACACUACGAGGAAAUCGAUGUUAACGGUGAAGCUGUUGACAACAGAAAUGAUGACACAGACGGUAAAAAUAGCUGUGCAAUACGCGAAAACCCCGGACCGCAGCAUGGUGGAGCCAAUCUGAAUACUAUUGAGGAAGAAAAGCAUAUGUCUACGCAGUCACCCUUCCCUAACACAAAACGUGGAGCUGAAGAAAACGAUGAUGUUUGUAGCGCAUCUGGUGUUCAUAAACCAGUUCAAUGCACGGACGAUGAAAACUCGAAAGAUGCAUAACUAACUUCUCACUUUUCAAGAAAUGGUUCUUAUGAAGACUGCCUGUGCUACCAAAUUAAACACCAACUUAUUUAAUGGAGUGUAUUCGAAACGUCUCCAUUUCCAUUGUGAUGUAAAAAAGUUGUAGUAAUUAUUCAAUGCUACAAAUAUUUUGUAUUUCCAUUUUUCACCGUGUGUGAUUCUUGUUUGAGAAUAGAUAAGUAUCAAUUACGAAAAAUAAUUUUUUCUAGGGAAAUGACUUAAGACAGUUUGCCCUGAGUUGGCCUCCAAUGAAUAUUGACACCUGAGUACUGCUGUAUUUUUUUUUUCUCUGUUGUUAGACCAGAAAUUACGUCGAUGAAUGCAAGCUUCUGAAACCAUUUUGUAAAAGCUAGGCGUAUUGAAAGCUUUUCAGUACAUUUUUGUAAGCUCUUCAUUCCUCAGAGGUGAUUAACGCUUAAUCAGACUUAUUAUGAAAAAUCUGUUUGGUUAGGUUAGGCUGAAAUUUCCUUGAAUUUUAGGUCGAUCUUAACAGUUUGGCCUUUGGUACAAGUUGUGGGUUUAUAUAUAUACGUGCGCCGAAGCUGAUUCCUUAGUAUUGGACUGCGUAUCCUGUACUACGCAUAAAUAUCAUGUAAUCAGGCGAAUAAGCGCGCGUGCAUUCCGAGAACACGGUAUUGUUUUUCAAUCAAAUGACCAGGUUAAGAGGUAGGAUGAACUUUAGCAUUUGAACGAGCUCAGUGACCUACAUUUUUUUUAUUGCAUAAUUUUGGCGUACGAAUUAUCCACUUUAAAUUGGGAAAAUCAUCAAAGAAAUCAUUGAAAAAAAAAAUAUAGCUGAAAGAGUGCAUCAAGCCUGUUACG